This is a messenger RNA of Annulohypoxylon truncatum, 2794 nucleotides long. RefSeq names its product WD40-repeat-containing domain protein. Gene Ontology annotation, cellular component: U4/U6 x U5 tri-snRNP complex. The transcript has 5 exons. Gene Ontology annotation, molecular function: U6 snRNA binding; U4 snRNA binding; protein binding. Bases 511 to 2307 code for a protein of 598 amino acids. The record is from RefSeq and is a predicted model, not a curated record. NCBI's taxonomy places the organism in Eukaryota, Fungi, Ascomycota, Sordariomycetes, Xylariales, Hypoxylaceae. Gene Ontology annotation, biological process: mRNA splicing, via spliceosome.
CCCUGGUCAAACAAAUCUGAGUAUUACCAACCUUGGGGUCUCCUCUAUUCUUUCUACCAUCCCUUCUUUUUUUCUUCAUCUGUUUUUGUUUCCUCAACACCAACUAAGCUUAUCGUGCAGCCUCACCUGAGUCGCCCCAUAGCAACACUCCAGCCUAUCGCGACUAAGACACAAUCGAUUAUUCACCAUUGCGCCUAUAUUAAUUUCGAUCACCACAUCGCCCUCCUUUCCCACCACCCGACUAUGCCCACUGUUGUUUGACGGGACCGUGCUAAGUCUCGUCUCGCUCGUGCAAUUGGGUUGUGCGGGUGGGAGUUUUCUCGCGUCUGAGGCCGAAUAGGAGUUGCUGGGAGCUUACCGACAAGGUUGAAGCAUUACGCGACACUUCACCUACCAUCUAUUCACGAACAAACCCGCGAUAAACGCGAAGUCGCAUCACUUGUUGAUAUAAUAACCGUCUAAUUUGAUCUCGCGAUAUAAUUGCCUGCGCCGUAGUACUAUUAUCCUACAAUGUCUAUGUAUCCACACCGCGGCAUGCCGCAAAAUGCGGCGCGUCUGAACGAGCUCCUUGAUCAGAUCCGAACUGAAUUCGAUAACCAAGUCCGUAUAAACGAAGGAUGCGAACAGCAGAUCCAGCAGCAGGUUCAAGAAGCUCAACUCAUUCGUGAGAAAGUCUAUCAAUUAGAGCAGCAGCAUAUGAAUAUCAAGGCCAAGUACGAGGAGGAGAUGGUCAUACUCCGUCGUCAACUCGAAGCUGCGCGAGGUGGUGCCCCUCAACCUGCUCUACCUGGGCCACCUCAGCAUGGUGGUCCUUCAGCGGGUCCUCCACCCCCUUCGAUCGGCAUGGGCAACAAUCUGUUCAGCGGUAUCAUGACCGGCCAGGGAGGCCAAGGCGGUGGUCUGCCACCGCAGCCUACCCCCCAAGACCAGGCUCCUCCUGGACCUCAACACCAAAUGCCGCAGCCGCCUCCGGGACUCCAAGGACCACCUCCACCUCCGCCGCCCCCUUCACAACAACCCCCUUUCCAACAGCCUUACCAAGGGCCGGCUCCUAACGGAUUUCCUGGUCAACCUCCUCAAAGCAUUGCUUCACCCGGACCGGGAAAGCGCGGCAUCGGCAGACCUCCGGCUGGCGGACCUGCUACUCCACAGAUAAACACUCCGAUGCCGUAUGCUGGACCUGGAGCUUCGCCGCAGGUUGCAAACCACCCGACCCCUGACCACAGAGCUAUCCCUCCCCACCCUGGCCCGAUGGUGAACAAUGCUCUCGGCGACUUGGACGUAGAACGUCUUCCGGCACACGUCAAAAAGACCAAAGACGAUUGGUUCGUGAUCUUCAACCAGCACGUUCCUCGCAUGCUCGACGUUGAUCUAGUUCACACACUAAACCACGAAAGUGUCGUGUGUUGUGUAAGAUUUAGCCAUGAUGGCAAGUAUGUCGCGACUGGAUGUAACAGGUCCGCCCAGAUUUACGACGUGGCCACCGGAGAAAAGGUAUGUGUCUUACAGGAUGAGAAUGUCGACAUCUCCGGAGACCUCUAUAUUAGGAGCGUGUGCUUCAGUCCUGACGGCAAGUAUCUCGCUACUGGUGCCGAGGACAAGCUCAUUCGUGUCUGGGACAUCGCCAACCGUACGAUUCGAAAUACGUUUGCCGGCCACGAGCAGGAUAUUUACUCGUUGGACUUUGCACGAGAUGGGCGAACAAUCGCAUCCGGAAGCGGCGACAGAACCGUUCGACUCUGGGACAUCGAGCACGGUACAAACAUGCUUACUCUUUCUAUCGAGGACGGCGUCACUACUGUUGCGAUUUCUCCAGAUACGAAGUAUGUAGCCGCUGGGUCCCUAGACAAGAGCGUGCGCGUUUGGGAUAUCCAACAAGGGUAUCUUCUUGAGCGUCUUGAAGGACCCGAAGGCCACAAGGACAGCGUCUAUUCCGUUGCUUUCUCUCCCAAUGGAAAAGACCUCGUGAGUGGCAGUCUGGACAAGACUAUCAAGAUGUGGGAGUUGUCGACCCCUCGAGGUGUGUCGAACCCUGGGCCCAAGGGCGGCCGAUGCGUCAAGACUUUUGAGGGUCACCGAGAUUUCGUGCUUAGCGUUGCUCUCACCCCUGAUGCUAACUGGGUCAUGUCGGGUUCCAAGGAUCGUGGUGUCCAAUUCUGGGAUCCUCGAACAGGCUUUACCCAGCUGAUGCUCCAAGGUCAUAAGAACUCAGUUAUCUCUGUAGCUCCUAGUCCGACGGGCGGUUACUUUGCGACUGGUUCAGGCGACAUGAGAGCGCGCAUCUGGUCGUAUCGAUCAAUAUCUUAGAGGGAGUCAUCGGCAAUAGCUCGGCAAGCCCCGACUCAGACGCAGUUGUCAGAUAGUCCUAGAUCAGAGGCUGCCACCCGGAAGGCCCCACUCCUCUUAUGACGUUAAUCAUCAUGGACUAUAAUGGCCCGAUUUUGCCAUAAGCAAUGGCACCCGCACACGUUGGAGGGUUUUGGUUUAGUAUUUAGUUAUCCUUGAGGCUCAGGAGAGCUUCAACCCACCCAAAGUAUGGUUAAUGCAGCCUUUAGGUCUUAGCGCCCCUGUUAAUGUGAAGGCACGCUCCUCAGACGAUCAUGAUGGUGUGGAUAUCAGGUGUACUUGGAGAGAACGGGGCAAAACGUUUUUUUGUAACGGUCUCAGUUGGCUGGCGAGGCUUAGAGGGCGCGGUCUUAAUCUCAAGUGUUAACAGCAAACGUGUAGCCUGUGUCAUUAGUAUUGCUCAAAGAAUUUUGCUAGUAAUUGAAGAGUGAUAAAUCCAACCGAGAAG